This is a messenger RNA of Gadus chalcogrammus (walleye pollock), 1362 nucleotides long. RefSeq lists its product as uncharacterized. NCBI's taxonomy places the organism in Eukaryota, Metazoa, Chordata, Actinopteri, Gadiformes, Gadidae. The record is from RefSeq and is a predicted model, not a curated record. The transcript is spliced from 8 exons. Bases 33 to 929 code for a protein of 298 amino acids.
UGUAAUAUUAAAUAUAUGCCAAAUAUCUGUCAAUGGUUUACUUUAGAAAUUUCCCAGCUGCCUUUGGUUGCGGCGGGAAAAGGAAACGUAAAACAGUUCAACCACCACCGACAGUGAAAUAUAUGGAGCUGCAAGUUUGUCUAUUGGAAGGCAACAAAGAGCAUAUACCCAAAGAUGAAAUCGUCCUCCUGCAGGCAGGUCUCGGCAGGAGGACUGUGAACAUCUGUGAGAAUGCCGACCAUGAAGAUAUCAGCAGAGCCCUUCAGGAGGAAUACCCCAAAAUGAGGGGACUAUGUGGAGGGUGGCUUUUAAAAAAGGCUGCAGGUGGCAGUGGCAAGAGAAAAAUUACAUCCCUACCCCAGGGGACACAUGGGUACACGGGGAAGAUCCUAAAAACAUCAUCCAACAGCGGAAAGUAUGUUUUAUAUAUAGUACCGCUCCAGGAGAGCCUGGAUCUGAGACCUUUGGCACAUACUGCUGUGGAAUUCCAUAAGAUGCCAAAACACCCCUGCAUGGCAUGUAGGAGUGAGAUUCCCCUUCCGCUCCUUCCACACCAUAUCAAAUUAUGCAAUAAAGAUGAGCCCGACCUUAUUGAUGACGAUGACGAAGACGACGCCGAAGACACAGCAGCCGCCAAAGACGUUAAUGAUGACGUCAUUGCCAUGCAAUCAUGUCCAAUUUGUGGGCAGGACUUUGCUGUUGACUACUUGCCUACUCAUGCAGCAUGGUGUGAUGAAAGCCUCAACUCCAGGACAGAGCUGAAGGAGUGCAGGACAGAGCUGAAGGAGUGCAGGACAGAGCUGAAGGAGUGCAGGACAGACCUGAAGGAGUGGAUGAUGGUGCCUGGAGGAACAUUGCUGAUGUUGGUAUGGCGGCUGAUCAUUUCAGACAGGCACUUUUUGUCUCCAAAGAAGACAAGCGAAAUUUAAAGGUCAAACUGGACAUGGCCGAAGAUGAGGAGGACAGAGAAGGCCAGAUAAUUAACUUUUACAAGACCCCAAACAUUGACUGGGCAAGACCUUUUCAUGCCAAAUUACAAGGUACAGUCAGAAUCAGAAUGUGUUUUAUUGUAAUUGCAUCUAAAAUACAACAAAAUUGGAGCACUACAUUGAAAACCAAUACUCACAAUAAAAGCAGUCAAGGGUUGAUAUAGAUAGAAUUGAAUGCCUUUAGAGACCUUUAGUUGCCGUAGACAGACAAAGUCAUUUGUUGAUAUCUGAAAAUUCCCCUACAUUGUCAAUGUUCCGCCCCAUCCCAAUGGCUAAAAACAGGGAUAACAAUAAUGAACAAUUGACCCAUUUUGGUAAGCAUGGCACACUGGUUUGGGCCAGACGUUUCAACAUUGUAACACCCAUCUCAAAA